Molecule: messenger RNA, 3583 nt
Organism: Glycine soja
Lineage: Eukaryota; Viridiplantae; Streptophyta; Magnoliopsida; Fabales; Fabaceae
Product: LRR receptor-like serine/threonine-protein kinase ERL1
Exons: 27
Coding region: 247-3228 (993 amino acids)
Biological process (GO): protein phosphorylation
Molecular function (GO): receptor serine/threonine kinase binding; protein kinase activity; ATP binding
Source: RefSeq, a predicted model, not a curated record
GUGACAGUCUCACUCUCACCUAUCUAGCCUAACGUCGCUUCACCGCCGUUUCCCAUUCUUAUUCUCUCUCUUCAUAACACUCUUCCUUUUUACAGUUCACGCCAAAUGCCUGCACUCUUUCUCUACUAUUACCAAGCAUUGGCCACACCAACACCAACGAAUAACCUUUGUUAUUGUAACUAAUAACCACUGCAUUUUUCCAUACUCGUUGAUCUCUUACACUAAGUGCUGUGGUUGGUGACCGCAAUGGAAGACAAUGCCUUGGUGCUGUUGUUCUAUCCUGGCCGUCACAAGUGGAAGCUUCUCAUGUCUCCUUUGCUGCUCAUGCUCUUGCUUAUCUCACCACUGGCUUCCUCCUUCAGUGAAGAAGGACAAGCGUUAAUGGCUAUGAAGGCUUUGUUCAGUAAUAUGGCAGACGUUCUCCUUGACUGGGAUGACGCGCAUAAUGACGACUUUUGCUCUUGGCGUGGAGUUUUCUGUGACAAUGUCAGCCAUACUGUGGUUUCUCUGAACCUGUCCAGUUUGAACCUUGGUGGAGAGAUAUCACCGGCCAUUGGUGACUUGACAAACUUGCAAUCCAUAGACUUGCAAGGGAAUAAACUAACUGGGCAAAUCCCUGAUGAAAUUGGAAACUGUGCAGCACUUGUUCAUCUGGAUUUGUCCGAUAAUCAGCUUUAUGGUGAUAUACCUUUCUCAUUGUCAAAGUUGAAGCAGCUCGAGCUUUUAAAUUUAAAGAGCAAUCAAUUGACUGGUCCUAUCCCUUCAACUUUAUCCCAAAUUCCCAACCUCAAGACUCUGGAUCUUGCUCGGAAUAGGCUCAGUGGCGAGAUACCAAGAAUACUCUAUUGGAAUGAAGUCUUGCAGUACCUUGGGUUGCGUGGGAACAUGUUGAGUGGUACUUUGUCCCGUGAUAUCUGUCAAUUAACUGGUUUGUGGUAUUUUGAUGUGAGAGGUAAUAAUUUGACUGGUACUAUACCUGACAACAUUGGGAACUGUACAAGUUUUGAAAUCUUGGACAUAUCGUAUAAUCAGAUUACUGGGGAGAUUCCAUUUAAUAUUGGAUUUCUGCAAGUUGCUACUUUGUCACUUCAAGGAAAUAGACUAACUGGGAAGAUUCCAGAAGUGAUUGGUUUAAUGCAAGCCCUUGCAAUAUUGGAUUUGAGUGAGAAUGAGUUAGUGGGCUCGAUUCCCCCCAUUCUUGGUAAUCUGACUUUCACUGGCAAAUUGUACCUUCAUGGAAACAUGCUUACGGGUCCUAUACCUCCUGAACUUGGCAAUAUGUCCAAACUGAGCUACCUGCAAUUGAAUGAUAACGGCCUAGUGGGUAAUAUUCCAAAUGAAUUUGGGAAGCUAGAACAUCUUUUUGAAUUGAAUCUCGCGAACAAUCAUCUUGAUGGAACUAUCCCACAUAACAUAAGCUCCUGCACUGCCUUAAAUCAAUUUAAUGUGCAUGGUAAUCAGUUAAGCGGUUCUAUUCCAUUGAGCUUCCGCAGCCUAGAGAGUUUGACAUGCUUAAACCUCUCAUCAAACAACUUCAAGGGGAUUAUACCAGUUGAGUUGGGGCAUAUCAUUAAUCUAGAUACAUUGGAUCUAUCUAGCAAUAAUUUUUCAGGGCAUGUGCCAGCAUCUGUUGGUUAUCUAGAGCAUCUCCUGACCCUGAAUUUGAGUCAUAACCACCUUGAUGGUUCCUUGCCUGCUGAAUUUGGGAAUCUCAGAAGCAUUGAGAUUCUUGAUUUGUCAUUCAACAAUAUCUCUGGUAGCAUUCCUCCGGAAAUUGGACAGCUGCAGAACCUUAUGUCUCUGUUUAUGAACCACAAUGAUCUGCGUGGGAAGAUUCCUGAUCAGUUGACUAAUUGUUUCAGUCUAACCUCACUAAAUUUGUCCUAUAAUAACCUUUCUGGUGUAAUUCCUUCAAUGAAGAACUUCUCAUGGUUUUCUGCUGACAGCUUCCUUGGAAAUUCUUUACUAUGUGGAGAUUGGUUAGGAUCAAAAUGCCGUCCUUACAUACCAAAAUCAAGAGAGAUUUUUUCGAGAGUUGCUGUUGUAUGCCUCAUUCUUGGAAUUAUGAUAUUGUUGGCCAUGGUAUUUGUAGCAUUCUACAGAUCCAGCCAAUCGAAGCAAUUGAUGAAAGGAACCAGUGGAACUGGGCAAGGCAUGUUGAAUGGUCCUCCAAAACUAGUUAUUCUUCACAUGGAUAUGGCUAUCCACACCUUGGAUGAUAUAAUCAGAGGUACUGAGAAUCUCAGUGAGAAAUAUAUCAUAGGGUAUGGUGCCUCUAGCACUGUAUACAAAUGUGUUUUGAAGAAUUCCCGACCAAUUGCAAUUAAGCGACUGUACAACCAACAACCACACAAUAUAAGGGAGUUUGAGACCGAACUUGAAACAGUUGGUAGCAUUAGACAUAGAAAUCUUGUCACCUUGCAUGGAUAUGCUCUUACUCCCUAUGGAAAUCUUCUUUUCUAUGACUAUAUGGCGAAUGGCUCACUGUGGGAUCUUCUACAUGGUCCUUUGAAGGUGAAACUUGAUUGGGAAACUCGCCUGAGGAUUGCUGUUGGAGCAGCCGAAGGGCUUGCAUAUCUCCAUCAUGACUGCAAUCCACGAAUAGUUCACAGAGACAUCAAGUCUUCAAAUAUUCUGUUGGAUGAGAACUUUGAGGCGCAUCUUUCUGACUUUGGCACGGCAAAAUGUAUCUCAACAGCAAAAACUCACGCAUCAACUUAUGUCCUUGGAACUAUAGGCUAUAUUGACCCUGAGUAUGCCCGAACAUCUAGGCUGAAUGAAAAAUCAGAUGUGUAUAGUUUUGGAAUAGUUCUGCUGGAGCUACUUACUGGGAAGAAGGCCGUGGACAAUGAGUCCAAUUUGCAUCAAUUGAUAUUGUCCAAGGCAGAUAACAACACUGUAAUGGAAGCUGUGGAUCCAGAGGUCUCUAUUACCUGCACUGAUCUGGCUCAUGUCAAGAAGACCUUUCAGCUUGCUUUGCUUUGCACGAAAAAGAACCCUUCUGAGAGGCCUAGCAUGCAUGAAGUAGCCAGGGUGCUGGUAUCACUACUUCCUUCACCUCCAAGUAAAAUCCUUGCCCCUCCUGCAAAGAAGUUCGACUAUGCGCAUUUUGUGAUCGAGAAGGGACAACAGAGAAAAAUGGAAGAACAAAAACCUCAGCAGGAUAACAACUCAUCCAAUGCUCAAUGGUUUGUUCGCUUUGGGGAUGUUAUCUCCAAGAGCACUUGACCUUUCUUACCUAUGUGCCUGAAGGAUUCAUGUCAGUGAAAAAACUAGUUUCUUUUUGUGAUUAGAUAUCAUAUAUCAUUUGGAUAGAGGUUAAAGGGCUUUACUAUUAUAGGACGUUUCUACUGUAUAUCUUACAACAGUUGUUUUCAAGCAUUGUUAUGGCAAAUGGUUAAGAGCACUUACGAUGCUUCUUUUAGUUGUUAUGGUUUUUACUUUUCCUUUGAUUUUACCAGUGGUGAUAUUGUGAUUGAUUUUAGUGUAAAAUCAGCAGAGCGGGCUUAUGCAGUUUAUCAUAUAUAUUGAAUUUUGUAAUUGAAUAUCGGUUUGACAAGAAUUAUUUAUCAUGGGCUGUAAA